AUGGCCCCACAGGACUUGGAGGCAGGAGCCCCCAGGCACGCAGAGGCAGACAUGCAGACCCUGAGGCGGCAGGCUGCCUGGCCCUGUGUUCCCCGGGGGACCCUGGAAGUGGAUUUCCCUCCGCCUCUCUACAGCGAUGACUACCUGUCCCAGGAGGGUCCCCGCUGGACUCCGGCCAUCAAGCAGGCCACGCGCUGGAAGUACACGCCCAUGGGACGCGACGCGGCCGGCCAGCUGUGGUACACGGGCCUGACCAACUCGGACUCCCGGGAAGCCUGGUACACGCUCCCACGGGCUCCGGACAGCCCGUACCGUGAGGCUUAUGCCCGCUGGCACGGGUGCUAUGGCCACCGGGAGCGCAGCCUGCCCCCCGCCUACACCCAGCGUCUGCGGGAGACGGCCUGGUAUGACCCCAUCAUCCCCGCCCAGUACACAGACCCCAGCACUCGGUGGGGAAGCGUGCUGUGGAAGGACAGGCCCAUCAGGGGCAAAGAAUUCGCCAUCAACAGGCACCGUUUCGGGGCGGAACCGCUCUGGCGGGCGUCUGACUAUGUGCAGUACCUGUCAGCGCCCCAGCGCCCGCGCUACACCGCCCAGAACUACCGACAGUGGGGCCUGGAACCCUACUGUCCCGCCACCAACCAGCGGCCCCCGCCCGUCUAUACAUCCAGUCACUGAUAAAGAUCGUGCUGCUGCCCGACGCGGCUCUGCAGGGGCGCAGGCGCCACCACUCCCACCCGCCCUGGGCGUCCGUCCGCCUCUGGGGCCGGGGCCUGGGGGCAGUCAGGUAAAGGGAGAGCCUGGUGGCCAAACUCGAGGCAGAGGCAGACAGACGCCCACCCUGGCCCCGCCCCUGGCCGAGGCAAACCGCCAAGGCAGUCCCGGCCCAGGCAGCUCUUUAUUCAUGGUCAGCAGUGGCCUGGGCGCAGGGGAUUGCACUCGUGGACCC
Molecule: messenger RNA, 949 nt
Organism: Budorcas taxicolor (takin)
Lineage: Eukaryota; Metazoa; Chordata; Mammalia; Artiodactyla; Bovidae
Gene: TEKTIP1
Product: tektin bundle interacting protein 1
Exons: 4
Coding region: 1-678 (225 amino acids)
Source: RefSeq, a predicted model, not a curated record